Messenger RNA from Solanum tuberosum (potato), 510 nucleotides. RefSeq lists its product as uncharacterized. The record is from RefSeq and is a predicted model, not a curated record. The transcript has a single exon. Lineage: Eukaryota; Viridiplantae; Streptophyta; Magnoliopsida; Solanales; Solanaceae. Bases 1 to 510 code for a protein of 169 amino acids.
AUGGAGGAACUCAGACAAGUAGUGUUUACUAUGAAUCGAGAUUCAGCAGCAGGUCCUGAUGGUAUAGGGGGUAAAUUUUAUCAAGCUUGUUGGAUUAUCAUUAAACAAGAUUUGCUGGCAGCUGUACAAUCUUUCUUUUGUGGUAACACUAUGCCUAAGUUCUUGAUUCAUGCAUGUUUGGUUUUGCUUCCUAAAACUAAGCAGCCUAUCAGAUUCAGAGAUAUCCUACCUAUCAGCCUUAGUAAUUUUACUAAUAAGAUAAUUUCCAAAUUAUUGAGCAUGAGACUGGCUACUGUUUUUCCCUUAUUAUUAUCGGAUAAUCAGUCAGGCUUUGUUCGAGGUAGAAGCAUUACAGAAAGUAUAAUUCUUGCUCAGGAGAUUACUCAUGGUAUUAAAAAACCUCAGAUUGGAAAUAAUGUUGUUAUCAAACUUGAUAUGGCCAAGGCAUAUGAUAGAGUGUCUUGGUCAUUCAUAUGUUUGGUACUAAGGAUAUUUGGUUUUGGGGAGUAA